UGCGAAUAGCCGUUUCAAGAAGUAAGAAGUACAAUACAAAAUUCUUCUCGUCCAGUCAAGCUCAAAGAUUUUGAGUUGAAAAAGUAAUUCAAGACGAUUUUCUGUGUAGCGGUCCAUCAGUAUCAUCAAUUUCUCCAUAAUGGAAAGUCUCGAGGAUCUUGUGCACAAAAUGGAGUCGCAGAUGGAGCGAGCUGACAGUAAGCUUGAUAUUUUGACUAUGCGGUUGGACCAGUUUGAAGCAAAAGUUCUUCCGAAAGAAGUAGAUGACAACAUUCUCAAUCAAGGCUGUUUCAAGGACACCAAUUCAGAGGAAAUUAAGGAAUCAGAAGAACCUGGUGAAGAGGAGCUGGAUGACAACAAUGGUUUGGACCCCAAGUGUCUCUCUGACAUACUUGUGGAAGUCCAUCGAGUGAAGAAAGAAUAUGAUCAGGUUCUUCAGGAUGUCCAUCAGGUCCAAGAGCUACAGCAAGAAGUAACUCGCUCCCUCCGCAAGCAGAUGAAACAGGUUCAGAACCAUUUUGAUCGUCUUCGUGACAGAGUGAUUGGUUCAGCUGGCAGCAAUACUUUGCCUGUUCAGAAAUAACAUUCAAUCACAUAUUAUCCAUCUCAUUGACUUAAUAUUUUCUAUGUUUGUACAUUUUUGUUGUUUAUUGAGGGGCUGAUGUCUUAUUACUAGGCUAGUUGUUGCUGUUGUAGUUUAGUUUUGUCAUCUAAAAAAGUUACCUGUUAUUCUUUCAAACAAAAAAUAGUGGUUAACUCUAUCAUAAUUAAUGUAAUAGUAGGUUUAUCUGUUUCUACAGCAUGAUUUUGUGUAAAUAUUAUUGAAAUUGGUAAGAUUCUUCCAUAUCAAAUAAUCUUUGUCUGAAAUGGUGAUUACUACAACUAAGUAUGUAGUGUUACAUGUUUCAUUAGCAUGAUCCCUUAUAAAAAAGAAUUAUCAACUUGAUGGUAUGAUUCAUUCAUAAUUAAUUUUUUUGUUAUGGCUCCUCUAGUAGUCAAAUCUUUAUAGACUCUUGAUGAACUUAGCUCAAUAUACUGUACUCUACAAUAGUGUGUUAGAGCACUUCGGUAUUGUUUUACACUUUUUGAGUAGUGUUUGAAGCAAUAUUUGUUAACUGUGAUACAAAUGAAAAGGUCCAAGUGACAACGCUUGGUUCCUUUAGCAAUAGAAUUGUGUACUAACACUGAUCUAGUAAUUAAGCUAGAUAGGAGUCCAGUCUCUCUGCACCUUUCCAUAUCAUAAAAAUACUUUUUUUUCUGCAUUGUAAAAAGAAUUGUUCUGGGAACAAAUACGUAUUUAUGACCAACAGUGCAUUAGUAAAGCCGCUCAAUGUUUUUAAAAAGUGCACUGUACCUUUUUUUCCCUCCCUUAGUUCAAAUAUUUUCUGCAUUAUUCAGAGAAUAAGGAAAAGCAAAUUAAGUUCAAAAAAUUCAUUUUUUUUGUUUAAUUACUAUCUUUGUACAUAGUUUUCUGCAAAAUUAAUUUUCAAAAUGCUUGAAAAAAUUACGUUGCAACCAAGCUGUACUUUUAAAGAACAAGUACAAAGUGUUCUUUAUCUCCUUUUCUUAUACAUUGUUUCUGACAACUGCAUCUAAUUUCAAUUCCCAUAUGGCAGGCAUAAGCUAAUGGUUUGGGCCACAAGACUGAGUAAAUGUGAUUUAACAUAAUUAUUCUAGAACUGGAAUACUAGAGAAAUUAACCCUGGGUUGUAUCAAAAUUGACCCAUUGUUCUGUACAUUGCACUCUGUUGUUGUAUGCUAGUUGAGCAUUACAAGUAAAAUGCAAAAUGUACAAGAGCUUUAAGAAAAAAAGCAUGUGAUUGAAUAUUAAUAGUUGUUGGCUUACCGUCUGUUAUUUUGAGUCAUUUUCUAAACUUCAUUUCAAUUGCCCUUUUUCAGCACAAAAUAAUAUUUACGUUCAGUUUUACAUAAAACUUAAUGUAUUGUAGAAAAAUGUUCUAAAUCUCGAAGCACUUUUUCAUGUCGAUCUAAGAAGAAUAGCUGAGUGUUAGACGACGAUUCAUGCCUUAUUUGUUGUAAUCUAGCGGAGAAAAUUUGAAAUACACCAAACUUCACUAAUUUGUCAACAACCUA
This is a messenger RNA of Frankliniella occidentalis (western flower thrips), 2094 nucleotides long. RefSeq lists its product as uncharacterized. The transcript is spliced from 3 exons. Lineage: Eukaryota; Metazoa; Arthropoda; Insecta; Thysanoptera; Thripidae. The coding region runs from base 140 to 583 and encodes 147 amino acids. The record is from RefSeq and is a predicted model, not a curated record.